Molecule: messenger RNA, 10460 nt
Organism: Oncorhynchus masou masou (cherry salmon)
Lineage: Eukaryota; Metazoa; Chordata; Actinopteri; Salmoniformes; Salmonidae
Product: probable ubiquitin carboxyl-terminal hydrolase FAF-X
Exons: 41
Coding region: 408-8297 (2629 amino acids)
Biological process (GO): protein deubiquitination; cell migration
Cellular component (GO): nucleus; cytosol
Molecular function (GO): cysteine-type deubiquitinase activity
Source: RefSeq, a predicted model, not a curated record
GCUACGUUUACCACGGACUGGCUGGGAAAACUGUGCUAGACUACAGUAGAGGGGGGGGGUUGAUGGUGACGCAGGAAAAACACCCAAGUGCAGACAAAAAAAAUAAGCAAGGAAGAGAGAUCAUAUUAGCAGAUCUGGAUGCAUGUAUGAAAAUAGUAUGUAACACACGUUGACACUUAGCGGAACCCAGAAUAGAAAGAUUCAUAGACAGGACAAGUCAACUCAAGGAAGUUGCAUCAAAUUUUGGGGUUCUGCGAUGGUUUCUGCAACCCUCCCUGAGCCUCAGCAGCCGGAGCGUUCCCUCUCAGCCGGCCUCUGGUACUCCUUCCCUACCCAGGCAGUGAUUCCCCCCCAGGCCAGGGCCUCCUAAAGCGGACAAGACUGCUAAGAUCUGCCCCGUGUCAAUCAUGACGGUCACCACCCGUGGCUCCCCCGUGGGGGGCAAUGAUAGCCAGGGCCAGGCACCCGCUGAUUCUCAGAGCCAGCCCCCACCCACACAGGCCCAGACUGUGUCCCCAAACCCGUCGACCACGGAGCCGUCUCCUGUGAGCCCACCGGCGGCGGAGGAGGAGCAGGGCCAAGGAGACUCUGCCCCUGCUCUGGAGGAGGAGGAGCCUGCCUUCCCUCACACUGACCUGGCCAAGCUGGACGACAUGAUCAACAGGCCCCGAUGGGUAGUCCCAGUCCUGCCAAAGGGGGAAUUAGAAGUUCUACUUGAAGCUGCUAUAGACUUAUGUAAAAAAGGGCUUGAUGUGAAGUGUGAGGCGUGCCAGAGGUUUUUCAGGGACGGCCUGACCAUCUCCUUCACUAAGAUCCUCACAGACGAGGCUGUCAGCGGGUGGAAGUUUGAGAUCCAUAGGUGUAUCAUCACCAACACACACCGGCUGGUGGAGCUGUGUGUGACCAAGCUUCCUCAGGACUGGUUCCCCUUACUGGAGCUACUGGCCACAGCCACCAACCCCCACUGCAAGUUCCACAUCUACAACGGCACGCGGCCCUCUGAGACCAUCCCCGCCGGGGCCACGCUGGCCGACGACGAGCUCUUCGCCCGCCCACCCGACCCUCGCUCACCCAAGGGCUGGUUGGUGGACCUGAUUAAUAAGUUUGGCACACUGAACGGGUUUCAGACUCUACACGACCGCUUCAUGAGCGGACAGGCACUCAACGUACAGAUCAUCGCUGCCCUCAUCAAGCCGUUCGGCCAGUGCUAUGAGUUCCUGACCUUGCACACAGUGAAAAAGUACUUCCUGCCAGUGAUCGAGAUGGUUCCUCAGUUCCUGGAGAACCUGACGGACGAGGAGCUGAAGAAGGAGGCCAAGAACGAGGCCAAGAACGAUGCCCUGUCCAUGAUCAUCAAGUCCCUGAAGAACCUGGCCUCCAGGGUGCCCGGUCAGGAGGAGACCGUCAAGAACUUGGAGAUAUUUAGGUUGAAAAUGAUCCUUAGGUUAUUGCAGAUUUCCUCGUUCAACGGCAAGAUGAACGCUCUGAAUGAGGUCAACAAGGUCAUCUCCAGCGUGUCCUACUAUACACAUCGGCAUGGCAACCCUGAGGAGGAGGAGUGGCUGACGGCAGAACGCAUGGCGGAGUGGAUCCAGCAGAACCACAUCCUGUCCAUCGUGCUGAGGGACAGCCUCCACCAGCCUCAGUACGUAGAGAAGCUAGAGAAGAUACUCCGCUUCGUCAUCAAGGAGAAAGCCCUCACCAUGCAGGACCUGGACAACAUCUGGGCAGCGCAGGCUGGUAAGCAUGAAGCCAUAGUGAAGAACGUCCAUGACCUUCUGGCCAAACUGGCCUGGGACUUCUCUCCAGAGCAGCUCGACCAUCUCUUUGAUUGCUUCAAGGAGAGUUGGACGAAUGCGAGUAAGAAGCAGCGUGAGAAGCUGCUGGAGCUGAUCCGUCGUCUGGCGGAGGACGAUAAGGAUGGAGUGAUGGCCCACAAGGUGCUCAACCUGCUGUGGAACCUGGCUCACAGUGACGACGUCCCCGUGGACAUCAUGGACCAGGCCCUCAGCGCACACAUCAAGAUACUGGACUACAGCUGCUCUCAGGACAGAGACACCCAGAAGAUCCAGUGGAUAGACCGCUUCAUCGAGGAGCUGCGCACCAACGAUAAGUGGGUCAUACCAGCCCUGAAGCAGAUCAGAGAGAUCUGCAGCCUGUUUGGGGAAGCUCCUCAGAACCUCAGUCAGACCCAGAGGAGUCCUCAUGUGUUCUAUCGUCAUGACCUGAUCAACCAGCUACAGCACAACCAUGCCCUAGUCACUCUGGUGGCUGAGAACCUGUCUGCCUACAUGGAAACCAUGAGACCGUUCUCCAAAGCUGAACAUGCAGACUUUGACCCUCAGACGGUCAGGGUGGGAAGUCGCUACAGUCAUGUUCAGGAGGUCCAGGAGAGGCUCAACUUCCUGAGGUUCCUGUUGAAGGACGGACAGUUGUGGCUAUGUGCUCCUCAGGCCAAGCAGAUCUGGAGGUGUCUGGCUGAGAGCGCCGUCUUCUUGUGUGACCGGGAGGCGUGCUUCAAAUGGUACUCUAAGCUAAUGGGAGAUGAGCCAGACCUGGACCCGGACAUCAACAAGGACUUCUUUGAGAACAAUGUUCUGCAGCUGGACCCGUCCCUGCUCACGGAGAACGGCAUGAAGUGCUUCGAGAGGUUCUUCAAGGCUGUCAACUGCCGCGAGGGAAAACUGGUGGCCAAACGCAGGGCCUACAUGAUGGAUGACCUGGAACUCAUAGGACUGGACUACCUCUGGAGGGUGGUGAUCCAGGGUACUGAUGACAUCGCCAGCCGAGCCAUCGACCUGCUGAAGGAGAUCUACACCAACCUGGGGCCCAAGCUGCAGGUCAACCAGGUGGAGAUCCACGAAGACUUCAUCCAGUUGUGUUUUGACCGUCUGAAGGCGUCGUACGACACGCUGUGUGUCCUGGACGGGGACAAGGACAGCAUCAACUGUGCCCGGCAGGAGGCCAUCCGCAUGGUUCGCGUGCUCACCGUGCUCAAGGAGUACAUCAACGAAUGUGACAGCGACUACCACGAGGAGAGGUCCAUACUGCCCAUGUCCAGGGCGUUCCGGGGGAAGCACAUCACGUUGAUCGUGCGUUUCCCUAACCAGGGUCGUCAGGUGGAUGACCUGGACAUCUGGUCUCACACCAAUGACACCAUCGGCUCGGUGCGCCGCGGCAUCCUCACACGCAUCAAGGCCAACGCCACGCACACCAAGAUAGAGCUCUUCAUUGGCGGGGAGGUUGUCGACCCGGCGGAUGACAGGAAGCUGAUUGGACAGCUCAACCUCAAGGACAAAGCAUUGAUCACAGCCAAGCUGACCCAGGUGAGUGCCACCGUGCCCUCCAGUCCUGACAGCUCCUCUGACUCCUCCACCGGCUCACCCAGUAACCAUGGCAACCACUUCAGCGAAGGGCCCAACCCAGAGGUGGAGGGCUGCCUGCCUGGAGUGAUCAUGUCUCUCCACCUGCGCUACAUCUCGUUCCUGUGGCAGGUAGCAGACCUGGGCUGUACCCUCAACAUGCCUCUGCUGCGAGAUGGAGCCAGGCUCCUCAUGAAGCUUAUGCCUCCAGACAACGGUACCGUGGAGAACCUGCGCGCUAUCUGUCUGGAUCAUGCCAAGCUGGGAGAGAACAGCCUGAGCCCCACACUGGACUCCCGCUUCUUUGGCCCCUCGCCCUCACAAGUCCUCUACCUCACUGAGGUGGUGUAUGCAUUGCUGAUGCCGGCCAGCGGCACCCUCGGCGAGGACGCCAGCGACUUCCAGUACCACUUCCUGAAGAGCGGCGGCCUCCCGCUCGUACUGAGUAUGCUCACCAGGAACAACUUCCUGCCAUCGGCCGACAUGGAGACGCGGCGGGGGGCGUACCUCAAUGCCCUGAAGAUCGCCAAGCUGCUGCUGACCGCCGUGGGGUUCGGACACGUCAAAGCUGUGGCUGAGGCCUGCCAGCCCGUGGUGGAGGGGACCAGCCCUGCAUCGCCGAUCAACCAGGCGACCCACGACCAGGCCCUGGUCCUCCAGAGUGCUCUACAGAAUAUCCCGAACCCCGCCUCUGAGUGCAUGCUCCGCAACGUGGCCAUACGACUGGCCCAACAGAUCUCUGACGAGUCUCUGCCCCCGAACGCCCAAAACUUCUUCCAAGCAUCCAAGUACAUCCCAGACCUCUGUGUGAUCCGGGCGGUGCAGAAGAUUGUGUGGGCUUCAGGCUGUGGCACGGUACAGCUGGUCUUCAGCUCUAAUGAAGAGAUCAGUCAGAUCUAUGAGAAGACGAACGUGGGUAAGGAGCCGGACGGGGAGGAUGAGAUGGUGUGCUGUGAGGCCCUGGAGAUCAUGACCCUGUGCUUUGCCCUGCUGCCCACCGCUCUGGACACUCUCAGUAAGGAGAAGGCCUGGCAGACUUACAUCAUAGACCUGCUUCUGCACUGCCACAGCAAGUCAGUUCGUCAGAUGGCUCAGGAACAGUUCUUCCUCAUGGCCACUAGGUGCUGUAUGGGACACAGACCCCUCCUCUUCUUCAUCACCCUCCUCUUCACCGUCUUAGGGAGCACGGCGAAGGAGAGGGCGAAGCACGCAGGAGACUACUUUACGCUGCUGAGGCACCUGCUGAACUACGCCUACAACAGCAACAUCAACCUGCCCAACGCUGAGGCGCUGCUCAACAAUGAGAUCGACUGGCUCAAGAAGAUCAGGGAUGAGGUGAAGCGGACAGGAGAGACGGGGGUAGAGGAGACCAUUCUAGAAGGUCACCUGGGGGUCACCAAGGAGCUGCUGGCCUUCCAGACACCAGAGAAGAAGUACUACAUUGGCUGUGAGAAGGGCGGGGCCAACCUCAUUAAGGAGUUGAUAGAUGACUUCAUCUUCCCGGCGUCUAACGUGUACCUGCAGUACGUGAAGAGUGGGGAGUUCCCUACGGAGCAGGCCAUCCCUGUCUGUAGCAGCCCCGCCUCCAUCAACGCCGGCUUCGAGUUGUUGGUGGCUCUGCCGGUCGGCUGUGUCCGGAACCUCAAGCAGAUCGUUGAUACACUCACUGACAUGUACUACCUAGGUUGUGAGGCUCUGACAGAGUGGGAAUACCUCCCCCCAGUGGGGCCGCGGCCCACCAAAGGCUUUGUGGGGCUGAAGAACGCGGGGGCCACCUGCUACAUGAACUCGGUCAUCCAGCAGCUCUACAUGAUCCCGCCCAUCCGUAACGGUGUCCUGGCCGUGGAGGGCACCGGCACCGACGUGGACGAUGAACUGUCCGGGGACGAGAAGCAGGAGAACGAGACUAAUGCAGACGGAACGGCACGGGAGGAGGUGUUUGCCUACCAACACCAGUUUGACGACAAGCCCUCGCUGAGUAAGUCGGAGGACAGGAAGGAGUACAACAUUGGGGUGCUACGCCACCUACAGGUCAUCUUUGGUCACCUGGCCUCCUCCCGACUGCAGUACUAUGUACCCCGAGGCUUCUGGAAACAGUUCAGGUUAUGGGGUGAGCCGGUGAAUCUGCGAGAGCAGCACGAUGCCCUGGAGUUCUUCAACUCUUUAGUGGACAGUCUAGAUGAGGCUCUGAAGGCCAUGGGCCACUCCUCCAUGCUCAGCAAGGUGCUGGGAGGCUCCUUUGCCGACCAGAAAAUCUGCCGUGACUGCCCACACAGGUAUGAGUGUGAGGAGUCAUUCACCACGUUGAACGUGGACAUCAGGAACCACCAGAACCUGCUGGACUCUAUGGAGCAGUACGUCAAAGGAGACUUGCUGGAGGGAGCCAACGCAUACCACUGUGAGAAGUGUAACAAGAAGGUGGACACAGUGAAGCGUCUGCUGAUAAAGAAGCUUCCUCCAGUGCUGGCCAUCCAGCUGAAAAGGUUUGACUACGACUGGGAGAGGGAGUGUGCCAUCAAGUUCAACGACUACUUUGAGUUCCCCAGGGAGCUGGACAUGGAGCCCUACACUGUGGCCGGGGUGGCCAAGCUAGAGGGAGAUGACGGCAACCCGGAGAGCCAGAUGAUCAUGCAGAACGAACCAUCGGAACCCGACCCGCCAGGCUGCAGUUCUAAGUACCGCCUGGUGGGGGUGCUGGUGCAUUCGGGUCAGGCCAGCGGCGGCCACUACUACUCCUAUAUCAGCCAGCGAGACAGUGGCACCGGCGGUAGCGCCGACAGCGGGCAGAAGGAGCGCUGGUACAAGUUUGACGACGGUGACGUGACGGAGUGCAAGAUGGACGACGACGAGGAGAUGAAGAGCCAGUGCUUCGGGGGGGAGUACAUGGGAGAGGUGUUUGACCACAUGAUGAAGAAGAUGUCCUACAGGAGGCAGAAGAGAUGGUGGAACGCCUACAUCCUGUUCUAUGAGAGGAUGGACGCGGCAGGGGUAGGGGCCGCAGUGGAGGCAGACGGAGAGCUGGCCAGGUGCAUCUCAGAGCUGACUGUGUCUCCCACUACACCACGACAGGUGACGAUGCCGGGGGCCAUUGAAUGCAGUGUGAGGAAGCAGAACGUCCAGUUCAUGCACAGCCGCAUGCAGUACAGCUUGGAGUACUUCCAGUUCGUCAAGAAGCUGCUGACCUGCAACAGCGUCUACCUCAACCCUCCCCCGGGUCAGGACCACCUGCUGCCAGAGGCAGAGGAGAUAGCCAUGAUCAGCAUCCAGCUAGCAGCUAGGUUCCUCUUCAGCACUGGGUUUCACACCAAGAAAGUAGUCCGGGGGCCCGCCGGUGACUGGUAUGAUGCCCUGUGCAUACUGCUGCGCCACAGUAAGAACGUCCGCUGCUGGUUUGCCCACAACGUUCUGUUUGCGUACCCCACACGCUUCUCUGAGUACCUGCUGGAGUGUCCCAGUGCCGAGGUCCGUGGGGCCUUCGCCAAACUCAUCGUCUUCAUCACCCACUUCUCCCUGGCGGACGGGCCAUGCCCCGCCCCCGCCUGCUCCCCUGACGGGUCCACACAGGGCUGUGAUAACCUGAGUCUGAGUGAUCACCUGUUGAGGGCAGUGUUGAACCUGCUUAGGAGAGAGGUGUCAGAGCACGGCCGACACCUGCAGCAGUUCUUCAACCUCUUCGUCAUGUACGCCAACCUGGGUCUGGCAGAGAAGACCCAGUUGUUGAAGCUGAGUGUCCCUGCUACCUUCAUGCUGGUGGCUCUAGACGAGGGGCCUGGCCCUCCCAUAAAGUACCAGUAUGCAGAACUGACCAAGCUCUACGCUGUGGUCUCCCAGCUACUGCGCUGCUGUGACGUCUCCACACGCAUGCAGUCGUCCAUCAAUGGUAACCCGUCCCUGGCCAACCCGUACGGAGACGCCAACCUGACCACCCCCAUCAUGCCCCUGCAACAGCUGGUGUCAGAGAUCCUCUUCGUUAGGACCAGCUAUGUGAAGAAGAUCAUCGAGGACUGCAGCAACUCUGAGGAGACGGUCAAGCUGCUGCGCUUCAGCUGCUGGGAAAACCCCCAGUUCUCCUCUACCGUGCUGUCUGAGCUGCUCUGGCAGGUGGCGUACUCCUACACAUAUGAGCUGAGGCCUUACCUGGACCUGCUGCUGCAGAUACUGCUGAUAGAGGACUCCUGGCAGACCCACAGGAUCCACAACGUGCUGAAGGGUAUACCAGACGACAGGGACGGCCUGUUUGACACCAUUCAGCGCUCUAAGAACCACUACCAGAAACGGGCCUACCAGUGUAUCAAGUGCAUGGUGGCUCUGUUCAGCAACUGUACUGUGGCCUACCAGAUACUACAGAGUAACGGGGACCUGAAGCGUAAGUGGACGUGGGCGGUGGAGUGGCUGGGGGACGAGCUGGAGAGGAGGCCCUACACAGGGAACCCCCAGUACACCUACAACAACUGGUCUCCCCCCGUCCAGAGCAACGAGACCUCCAACGGGUACUUCCUGGAGCGCUCACAUUCCGCACGCAUGACCCUGGCCAAGGCCUGUGAACUUUGCCCCGAGGAGGUACGGAAGGUGUGUGCGCGUGGGAUGGGUGUUUGCAUGUUUUGUCGGUGUGUGUGUGGUAAUGUAACAGAGCUCUCCUUGGCUGAUUCCAUUGUCUGUAUUUUCUUUCAGGAGCCAGAUGAUCAGGAGGCAACAGAAGAUCACGACUCCUCCCCUCCCGAGGACACAGCGCUGUACCCCCAUAACCCUGCUCCUGCCACGCAGUUUCAGCAGCAGAACAACCACCCCCACACCCAGCCCUAUACGGGUCCGGCUGCCCAGCACAUGAACACGCCCCAGCGGCCCCCACAGAGAGCACAGGAGAGCUGGGAGAGCACCACAGAGGAGGUGGGGCCCGUGGCGCCCCCACCCGCUGUCCAGAUGACAAAAGAGUAACAACAUGACACGAGGGCAACCAACCCCUUUAACCUGCAACUCACCUCCCCAAAUCUCUUUGCACACUAUCACUCAAUACCUUCAAGACACCCAGUUUAUUGAUCGGCUGAUCAAACAGUCGAUUUAAGAUUAGACCCAGGCCGGAGCGCUCUCUUCUCUCCAGGAGGAACAGCGUCCUUUGUCACCCUUGACUCCUGCCCUCUGGAUCGGGCCAAUUAAGCUCUUCAAGUGUCUCUGUGUCUAUCGUAGAAUUGGAAUUCUAUGAUUUCUAGAACUUUGAGUGGGAAGAAUCUCGACCUUGUCUUUCUCUCUGCCCCAUAGAGACACGUCACUGCUGACAGAGAAAAAAAGCAUACUCCUGUCUGCAGGGUUGUGUGUACAGUGUUUUUCAGAAACAGAUGAAAGACAAUGAUGUGUGUGCAGUGUGUGUACAGGAAGUGAAACAGAAUGGUGAUGGGAAGGUGUACAUAGUUUUAAUGUUUUGGAAUCGUUAAAACCUUCCUUCCCUCGACCUCCCUCCCAACCUACAGCAAUGAUGCAGCAAGGCUGUCCUGGAUUGGCCCCUGGUAUGUGACUUCAAAACUGAAAAGGAAGACCAAUGUCAAAUCAAAUGGGGAAAAUAAUAAGCGUUGCUAUUGUUUUCUCUGCUUUGUAGUGCAUGGAGGUGAGGUUUGGCCUGUCACUGGCUGACCGGGUCUUGGUUGAUGCAGUUCCACCACUAUACUAUAGUAGGUUUCAAACGCCCCUCGCAGUGAGGACAUGUUGAAUAUAGAAUUAAAACUGGUAUUCACCCCGUGUGCACCAGUUGACAAUGGCAGGGCGGGUGAAGGCUUGUUUGAUCUCUGCUCACUUGAAGUGAAAAGAACUCUCUGCUUCUUGGUUUUCUUACCUUUUUUCCCUUCCACAUUUUGUCCUACUUGAACACAGCUACGGUCUUACAGAUGUCUGUCCGUUGAGAAUAACAGAAGAAGCAUUCUAAAGCAGGGUCAUGAUCUACAGUAACUGCUGGUAAACAAGCUAACUGACUCGCCCAGCGUUUCUGAUUGUCCUUCUAGGAUUCUAUCUGCAACGAAAGUAGAUGGCUGUGUUUCAGUUGGUAACAUGAAUGUGUGGUUUGUUGUAAUUUCUUUUUUUGUUUUACUGGGAGAAUUGUCUGAAACGAGCAAAAUCCCUGCAAAAAAAGAAGCCCUUGAUAUGAAGAAUCGUAGGCUAUUUUAUUUCAAUUUCCUAGAUGUUGUUUUUGCUGAUUUGAAAGGAAGUAGAAAGUAAUUGAAAAGGAACUUUUUGGUCCAAUUCUUUUUUUUUUUUUUUUUUUUUUAAAUACUUUGUUAAUAAUUGUUUUGAGUUCCAUCUGCCCUGAACCGUUUUUGCUAACAAUAGUUUUGGCCAUGGUGUGAUUUUGAAUUCUGGAGCUACAGUUCACACUUCGAAGUUGUUGUUUUUGUCUGUACAGCAGUGUGCCCACUACCAAGAAUACAUGGAAAAUGCCAUCUUUACAUUGUAGUGGUUUCAUAUUUCAUCUAUGAUACCUUUUAAAUACCCAAUGCACGCAAACAAAAAAUCAUUGGGACAUACAACGUGACAGUGACGAAACAAUAUCUCGUUGAGGGAAUUUGCCAACAAGGGAAAGGGUUGAAACUGCAAUGGAUUAGACAAAAUGUCUGCUUAAACUGUGGCCUUUACAGACAAGCUGUGGAGGAGCAAAGUGAGGAGGGAACGCCCCCCCCCCUCCCCUCCCCCAAACAAAAAGCAUACUGGGGAGAAAAGAAGUGGCAACCCGGAACCUCCUGGGAGGACAAGACUGUGGAUGGUUCUAGAUUAGAACCUAAUGGGGGGGGGUUAAGAAUGCUGUAUGGACUGAUGUCAUCCUUCCAGGCCCUGUCCUAAAGCACUACAGGUCAUGUCUCCUCUCACUUCUUCCAUAAUAUUUUUUAGACAGCAAGGUCUUAGAUUGUUUAUUUUGGCAUCUUCGUUGUGUAAGGUGUUAUUUCAGGAUCAGAACUGCCUUCUUAUUUUGUUUGAAUAAUUAUAUUUUUUGUUGUUGUUGUGAAACAUGCAUGGCUGGUUAUUACCCCCCAAAUCUGCCUUGGAGCACUCUACAAACACACCACACUGUAAAAUUAUACUUUAAGAAAAGGACAAAUAAAUGGUCUUUUGAAUUAU